Protobothrops mucrosquamatus (brown spotted pit viper) is the source of this 597-nucleotide messenger RNA. RefSeq names its product ankyrin repeat domain-containing protein 49-like. Gene Ontology annotation, molecular function: protein binding. Lineage: Eukaryota; Metazoa; Chordata; Lepidosauria; Squamata; Viperidae. The record is from RefSeq and is a predicted model, not a curated record. The transcript has a single exon. The annotation marks the transcript as partial.
CUUAGCACGGUGCAAAAGCUCUUGUCUCAAAACCUGGUGUCAAUAAAUGUCCAGGAUGAAGAUCAAUAUACUCCUCUUCACCGCGCUGCCUAUAACGGACACAUGGAAGUGGUGCGUGAGCUGAUUGCUCAUGGGGCAGAUGUCCACGCGUUGACCGUGGAUAGCUGGACACCUCUGCACAGUGCGUGCAAAUGGAACAACACCAAAAUUGCCUCAUUCUUGCUCCAACAUGGGGCAAAAGUCAACGCUCAGACCAACGGGUUGCUUACACCUCUGCACUUGGCAGCCGGAAACAGAGAGAGCAAGGAAACCCUUGAACUGUUACUCAUGAAUCGAUACUUAAAGCCCAAUCUCAGAAACAACUUGGAAGAGACGGCUUAUGACAUUGCUCGAAGGACUGACAAAUACCAUUAUUUGUUUGAAAUUGUUGAACACUGCACAAAUUCUGUCGCAGACUCUUAGGAAUUGUAUACCUAACACACAUGGCCAGAGCUUUUUAAAGAAAUCUAUUUUGUCAUUGCAUUCUCAGCUCUUUAGGUCAUAACUUAGCAGGUGGCUCAAAUGAGGCUCUGUUGAGUAACACUGACAUUAUUUUUA